AUGCCUGCUGCCACGACCACCGCCGCCGCGGCCUCGACCACGCUCAAACUCAGCGGCGGCAGCUCCUCGUCGUCCGCCGCGAAGCAGGCCGAGGACCUCGACAUGUACGACGAAAUCGAGAUCGAGGACAUGACCUACGACGCCACCCUGCAGCUCUACCACUACCCGUGCCCCUGUGGUGACCGCUUCGAGAUCUCCCUGGGCAGUCUGCAGGAGGGCGAGGACAUCGCCGUCUGUCCCAGCUGCAGUUUGAUGGUGCGCGUCAUUUUUGACCUGGAAGACCUGGUCGGCGCGGAGGAGAAGAAGAACAAGAAGAACCACAAGUGA
Messenger RNA from Fonsecaea erecta, 327 nucleotides. Its product is annotated as diphthamide biosynthesis protein 3. Bases 1 to 327 code for a protein of 108 amino acids. Gene Ontology annotation, molecular function: metal ion binding. The transcript has a single exon. The record is from RefSeq and is a predicted model, not a curated record. Lineage: Eukaryota; Fungi; Ascomycota; Eurotiomycetes; Chaetothyriales; Herpotrichiellaceae. Gene Ontology annotation, biological process: protein histidyl modification to diphthamide.